This is a messenger RNA of Fusarium fujikuroi IMI 58289, 1167 nucleotides long. RefSeq lists its product as uncharacterized. Lineage: Eukaryota; Fungi; Ascomycota; Sordariomycetes; Hypocreales; Nectriaceae. Bases 1 to 1167 code for a protein of 388 amino acids. The transcript is spliced from 5 exons. The record is from RefSeq and is a predicted model, not a curated record.
AUGCCCCAAUUCAUGCCUCGUGAGUGUGCAGAGUCAAAAGCCAUCGAAGCGAUUCCUAUGCCUACACGAUGGAUCGCUGCCAUUGACGCUACGCCUGGUCGCGAGAUGACUCUGGGCAGUCGCAAAUGGUGGGACGACCAUGGCCCUUGGCUUGAUGCUCAUAAGAAGGCCCUUAAGCUCUCUGCUGCAAAGUGGAAGAUGAGAGACGAGGCUAUGAAGCAAGAUGAUACUGUGCCUGAUGACGAAGGCGCUGAUGAUUGGGACUUCAUCUGCAUGCCCAUUCCUCGGAUUGAACGACGUGGCGGCGAUGAUGAUGAUGAGGAUGAGGACGAGGAGGAAGAUGAGGAGGAGGAAGAAGAAGAAGAAGAAGAAGGACGAGGCGAGACUGGAAACGAUGCUGAGAAAGACGGGGAGAAGAAGCCCUACGACAAGCUUGCAUCACUUCACCCAGAGUGGCCUUGGUUUUUCACCAUGCGCGGUGUUGAUCGUCAUACGUGGUGGGAGCAAGAAUGUCUCAAGCGCAGCCCGGAUGACUUUGACUUGUACAUCUACAACGACUUUGGUGGCUACGGUGCAAUGGAGGUAUUGGAGAACAUCAUUGCCCAGUUCAACCUUGUCUUCAAGCCAAAGUCCACCUAUCGCGAUUUCUGGCCUGAAGUUGAAGGAUUUGCCAUGAUUCUUCGUGGCAGUUUGCUCGAAUACGUCAUGAUCGAUGAUGGUGAAAGAGUGCAGGUGACUUGCGAGGUUGUUGGCGCCCUCAUCCUCGCUACCAUCGAGGCCCUGAAGAAGCAAGAUGUCUUCAAGCCCGACUCAGAGAUCCGCAACCUUGGCCUUGUUCUUUUCAUGUUUAUCCGAUGGGGUCGCGAGCAGUCGGAUUACGGCGUCGAGGAAGAGAACUGGUCUCGGAUCUACAAGAUCAUUGAUCUUGCCGAGGAAGCCGGUAUCAAACUUACCGCACCGCAUAACUUUGAGAAGGAUUAUUUUGAAAUCAAAGAUCACCGAGAGGAAUGGGCUCAGAGGAUGGGCAAGUGGAACAACCUCAGAGACUUCAAGGACAAUAAGGGGUCUACCAAGCUCGGGGGACACGAGUUUGAUAUCACCAGAAUGAGCAAGGCUCAGAGACAACAACAUUCACUCAGUGGCGGAGGUGACAACUUUCUGAUGUGA